GUACAGCUAAUCUGCAGUGCAGUCUGGGAGCUGUCAAUCGUUUCGCUUUUGUAUCUUUGGCACUGGACGCUACUGAUGCGCUCAUCACUGUUUAUUUACACAGUGCGGGACAAUACUAAGAGGAAAUAAGAAUAUGUAGAAAAUAACAAGCCAUUGUCAGCCUCCAGAGCCUUCUUGUCAAAGGACCUGACUUACAUGAACGGGUGACAUCGGAGCCACACCGGGCCCUGCAUCUCUAUCAUUUAAACAACCUGCUACAAACCAUAGCUAGCCUGAUAGUCAUAUUAUUGACGUUGUCAGUUGUUUUUUACUCGGAGAACCGGGCUCAUGGUUGAAUGACAUUUGCUGGCCUUUAUCCCAUAACGUGCAGGUGUGAUGUAUCUAUGUGGGCCUGGAGUUGUACAUUAGCGUAAUAACCACCCAGGAGGAUGAAUGCAGAGGAAGUGGAGCUGCUCAGUGACUCCAAGUACAGGAACUAUGUGGCCGCAGUGGACAAAGCCCUCAAGAACUUUGAGUACUCCAGCGAGUGGGCCGACCUCAUCUCUGCACUGGGCAAACUCAACAAGGUUUUGCAGAACAAUGCAAAAUACCAAGUGGUUCCCAAGAAGCUGACAAUAGGCAAGCGGCUGGCCCAAUGCCUCCACCCCGCCCUGCCCAGCGGGGUCCACCGCAAGGCUCUGGAGACAUACGAGAUCAUAUUCAAGAUCAUCGGACCCAAGAGGCUGGCCAAAGACCUCUUUCUCUACAGCUCGGGGCUCUUCCCGCUCCUCUCCAACGCUGCGAUGUCUGUGAAGCCAGUGCUGCUGGGGCUCUAUGAGACCUACUACCUGCCCCUGGGGAAGACUCUGAAACCGGGCCUACAGGGACUCCUCACCGGGGUCCUGCCGGGUCUGGAGGAGGGCUCAGAGUAUUAUGACAGAACCAACACCCUGUUGGAGAAGGUGGCUGCAGCGGUGGAGCAGUCGGCCUUCUACAGUGCCUUGUGGGGCAGCAUCCUGACCAGCCCCGCAGUGCGUCUCCCCGGGGUGUCCUUCGUUCUGCUGCACCUCAACCGCAAGCUCUCCAUGGAGGACCAGCUCUACGUCAUUGGCAGUGACAUCGAGCUCAUGGUGGAGGCGGUCAGUACCUCAGUCCAGGACUCCAGUGUGUUGGUGCAGAGGAGCACCCUGGACCUGAUCCUCUUCUGCUUCCCCUUCCACAUGAGCCAGGCGACUCGCCCUGACAUGAUCCGGAUCCUGUCUGCAGCUUUGCAUGUGGUUUUAAGAAGAGACAUGUCCCUCAACCGCAGACUCUACGCCUGGCUGCUGGGCUUCGACAACAACGGGGUGAGAACAGGCCCCCGCAGCACUCGUCAGAGCAACCCAGAGGAGCAUGCCAGCCAAUACUUCAACACCUUCUCUAAAGACAUGUUGGUCCAGGCGAUGGUGGGGAUCCUGCAGGGCAAGGCCAGGGGCGGGGAGGAAGAGAGCAUCCUCAUGCACGACCUCAAGCCAUUCCGCAUCCUCAUCAGUCUGCUGGACAAACCCGAACUUGGUCCAGCAAUCCUAGAGGAUGUUCUGAUCGAGGUGUUUCGGACUCUGCACACACAGUGCCGGACAGAGUUGGACCUCCAGAGCCAGAGUUCAUUCAGUAAAGACCAAACACACCUCAGCAGUAAACUACGGGAGAACAAGAAGACAGCAGAACUGAUAAAAACAGCCAACCUGCUGUUCAAUUCGUUUGAGCCGUACUACAUGUGGGACUACAUCGCUCGCUGGUUCGAGGAAUGCUGCAGGAGGACAUUGAACAGCACCACAAAUGCACCGCGGCAUGCUGGGAGCUUAUAUCCUGCAGAGCUCUCAUUGGUGGAAUUCUGUCAGCUGGUCGAUUUCCUGCUGGACAUUGUUUCCUUGCCUACUAGAAGCAUGAGGGUAAUCUGCCAGGAGACCUACAUCGAGAUCCAGACGGAGCACCUUCCUCAGCUGCUGCUGCGCAUGGUGGCCGCACUGACCGCUCACCUGCAGACUCUCGGCCUCGGAGAGCUCACCCACUGCCUUCGCCUCUGCUCCAAGAUCCUCAGCAAGGUGCAGCCCCCGCUGGUGUCCCCUCUGGCCCUGCCAUUGGGCCCCCAGGCUCAGGGCCGCUCCAACUCCAACGGAAAUCGAACCGACUCGAAGGAGAAGAGCAGGGACAAGGAGGACAAACGGGCUCUACCUGCUACUCUGGAGCAACCCGGCAGCGGGGGGGUGUUUGAGGAGGGGCAACACGCUCCCAGCAGUCGCUCCUCAGAAAGUGGCUUCACAGACUUCGUACAGUAUCAGGGAGACGGGCCCGAAGACACAGAAGGAACCCCUAAUCCCCAACCAGCACUCAGAACGGGCCGUCGCUCCUCAGGCCCGUCUCAGACCAAACCUCUGGACAAACCAGUCAUGCAGUGCUGCCUGGAGCACUUCCAGCAGUUCCUGUCCCGACUCAUCACCUUGUACAUCACCCCUGGUCAGGGGGACAGGGCUGAGGGUAGCGAGGCUGUGCAGUUGGGGCCCCUGGUUUCAAAUGUCUCCCAGCAGGGUGAUCGUGUAGAGUCCUGCCCAGAAGCAGCGUUGGCCCAGAGGGAGCGUGUCGCUGCCUUCACUGCUGCCUGCCAGCUCUUUCUAGAGUGCUCCAGUUUCCCUGUCUACAUCGCAGAGGGCAACCUCAAGUCUUCACCCACACAGGAAAAGCAGAUUGAAAGCGAGCAGGUGCGUCUGCCUGACUGGCUACAGACUCUGAUGGAUGCCUGCUGCCUGGCCGGGGACUUCAGCCUGCAGGGCGUGGCAAUCUCCCUGCUCAUGGACCUCGUCGGGCUCACCCAGUCGGUAGCCAUGGUGACUGCAGAGAGUGUGGCGUCUGGCGGCAGCUCUGAGGCCGCCCAGCCCAUGAGCCCCAGCCAGGGUCGAGUGGCGGUGGUCAUCAGGCCUCCACUCACUCAGGGAAUCUUGAAAUACAUCGCUGAUAAAACAGUCUUCUUCAAGAAUGUGGCUCUGAUCCUAUGGGACCAGCUGAGUGAAGAAACACCUCAGCACCACCAACGCAGCGUGGAGCUCUUCUACCAGCUGCACAACCUGGUGCCUUCCUCCAGCAUCUGUGAGGAUGUCAUCAGCCAGAAGCUCAUGCACAGAGACAAGAGAAUACGCCUGGAGUCCCACGUGAAGUUCUCCGUGCUGUGGCAUCUGACACGAGACUUGAACAUCAUCAAAUCCUCUCCUUUUAAUCGCACAUUCGACAGAUCUCUCUUCAUCAUGCUCGACAGUCUCAGUUACUGGGAUCCGUGCACCAGCGCUGUCGGUCGUGCUUGGCUGAAUCAGGUGCUUCAGAGACAUGACAUCGCUCGGGUUUUAGAGCCCCUCCUCCUCGUCCUGCUUCACCCCAAGACCCACCGUGUAUCGAUCCAGAGGGUACAGUCCCAGCGCCACUGGGCCCAGGUUUACCCUGAAGCACAGGAACAGGGCCCAUCUGAACCCCUUUACACCAGGGACUCUGGCUUUGCAGACAACUUCGCUCAGAUCCAAGGGGACAGGCUGGCCCCGGAUGAUUACCGAGGCCUUGUGAUGGGGGACAUGGAGCCGUUCUGCCUGACCGUUAACCCCCUGAGUGACAGCCUCUCCUUACUGAGUCUGAGCAGUGAGAACCUGCAUCUAGCUGGGGAAUAUCAGCGUGCCAACCAGCAGGGGGAGCUCCAGAGCUCAGAGUCCAGUGCUUCUCAUUCAUCCGCUGGGGAAAAUGGCAGCUUUGAGGAACCAGAUGUUGUCAGCAGCACAAUCCCGCAGUCUUUGGACGACAUUUCUGAAGAGACUAUAGAGGAAGCUGUGUCCUCCGUUAUCAAAGAACUGAUAGACAGGGUUUUGAGUUUAAUAGAUGAGGGGUCUUUUGAACUUUCGUCUCAGCCUGAAAACUGGCCUCAGACAGACACUGACAGCACUUCCUCAGAAAACUCCGCUGGUCCCCGCCUUGAUUCCGGCCUCCCACCAGGCUCCAACCACCAGACUCUGCCUGAGAUGCUGGCUGGAGGCACGUUGGAGUUCCUCUCUGUUUCACAGGUGGAUGUCUCUGCGGAGGAGGAGCACAGAGAGGGCAUCACACGUCACAGUUCCUCACCUUCCAUCGUCACGUUGCCAGACAACUCCAAUCCCCCCACCCCAGAACACCGCCUGCGGGUCGAGGACCUUCAAGCCCGCAAACGUAGCCACAGCAGCACCCAGCUCAGCCUGAAAGGGAAGAUCAUGGAGAGGCUGUCGGACAAGUCUCCAGGGGCCAAGCCCAAGAUGAAGAAGGCCAAGAGGAAGGAGGAGGAGAGGCAGAGGAAGCUGGCGAGUCAAGCUGAGAAGCUGCGGCCGCCCAGCAUCUUCUUCGGGGACAGCCUGGAUCUGGAGAACUGGUACAGCUGUGGGGAGGGGGAGGUGUCGGAGAUCGAGAGUGACACCGGCUCGCCCAGCGGGGGCUCUGUAGGCACUGUCGGGGGGGUCAGUGUCACAGGACGCAGAUCAUCCUCCGUCCCGCCUCGUUUCAACAUCCAUCCUCUGUAUCAGCACGUGCUGCUCUAUCUCCAGCCGUACGACUCCUCCCGCGCGCUCCAUGCCCUGUCAGCGGUUGCAGCCAUGCUGAGGGCCGCUCCCUCAGGGUUUGUGAGCGCCAUCUCCACCACCAGCAUCAACAACACUUACACUCCGCAGCUGUCUCUGCUCCAGAACCUCCUCGCCCGUCACAGGGUCUCCGUCAUGGGCAAAGACUUCUACUGCCCGAUCCCCCAGGACUCCCACUCCCACUCGUUCCGCAGCGCGAUGUACCUGGAGAUCAUCAUCUCACUCUGCCUCUACUUCCUCAGAAGCUACUACUCCGCCCACCUGACUGCAGGCCCCGAGGACUUGGCGGGAAACCGGGCCAUGCAGCUGACCAGCGUCGAGGUUCUUACACUCCUUUUCAGCGAGCUCUCCAAAGUCACAGGCGGCUCGGCGAAGGGCUUCGCCAGCUUCAUCAGCGACGUGCUCUCCAAGUGCAAAGUUCAGAAAGUGGUCCUCCACUGCCUCCUCUCUUCCAUAUUCAGUGCCCAGAAGUGGCACGAUCAGCGGGUGCAGGGGGUGAACGUGGCCACGGUGGAGGAGGGUCUGUCAGAGGACAGUGUCAUCAACCUAUCAGAGGACCAGAUCGACAGCUGCAGCGCCGUGCAGUCCCAGCUGCUGCGGCUGCUGCAGAGCCUGGUGGUGCUGGAGCACCGGGUGCUGGUGCCAGCCGAGGAGGGAGGGGAACCUGUGCCUGGGGGAGGGACAGGAGUCGGGGGAGCUGGGGUAGGUUGUGGUGCUGGGUUUGAGAUGCUGGGAGGGGAAGUGGAGCACCUCAACCCUCAGCAGCCGAUGACAUCACUGCAAUACCUCCACGGACAGCCUAUCACAGCACAGGGAAUGUUCCUGUGCGCAGUGAUCCGGGCGCUGCAUCAGCACCACGCUUGUAAGAUGCACCCCCAGUGGAUCGGGCUCAUCACAGCCACCCUGCCAUACAUGGGGAGGGUGCUGAGGAGGGUGGUGGCCUCCGUCACUCUGCAGCUGUGCAGGAACCUGGACAAUCUCCUGCAGCAGUACCGCUAUGAGACCGGGAUAACUGACAUCAGACCCCAGUGGAUGGCUCUCUGCAUCCCUCCUGACCUGAUCCUCACAGUGCUGGAGGGGGUGACUGCCAUCAUCCAUUACUGCCUGCUGGACCCCACUUCCCAGUACCACCAGCUACAAGUGAGUGUUGACCAGAAGCACCUGGCUGAGGCUCGCUCAGGCAUCCUGUCCAUCCUCCACACCAUCAUGUCUUCCGUCACCCUGCUGUGGAGCAUCCUCCACCAGGCUGACAACUCGGACAAGCCAGCUGCUGCCUCCGCCGCCUCCACGUCCAACAUCAACCUGGGCUCCACUAAGAACCUCCGGCAGCAAAUCCUGGAGCUGCUGGGUCCCAUCUCCAUGAACCACGGUGCUCACUUCAUGGCAGCAAUUGCCUACGUUUGGAAUGAGAGGAGACAGGUCAAAACUCCUGUCAGAAAUAAGGUGAUCCCUUCAGCCAGCGAGGAGCAGCUGCUGCUGGUGGAGCUGGUCCGCUCAGUGAGUGCCAUGCGCACUGAGACCGUGAUGCAGACGGUCAAAGAGGUCCUGAAGCAGCCGCCUGCCAUCGCCAAGGACAAGAAGCACCUCUCUUUGGAGGUCUGCAUGCUGCAGUUCUUCUAUGCCUACGUCCAGAGGAUCCCUGUGUCCAGUUUAGUUGACAGCUGGCCCUCCCUGCUGGCGCUGCUGAAGGACUCCGUUCCAUUAGGACUUCCUGCCCCAGGACAGUUUCUCAUACUCGGAGUUCUGAAUGAAUUCAUUUUGAAGAAUCCCAACCUGGAGAGCAAGAAGGACCAACGGGAGCUUCAGGAUGUGACCCAUAAGGUGGUCGAGGCCAUCGGAACCAUUGCAGGCUCCUCUCUGGAGCAGACCACGUGGCUGAGGAGGAACCUGGAGGUGAAAGCCUCUCCUCAGAUAGUGGUGGAUGGAACCAACCUGGAAGCUGAUGUAGAAGAUUUAAUGCUCACAGUGAUGGAGGCCUCCAGCUUCACUCCAUCAGUGUACAGCGUUCACGCCCUGACGCUGCUCGCCGAGGUACUGGCUCAUCUGUUGGACAUGGUGUUCUACAGCGACGAGAAGGAGAGGGUGAUCCCACUGCUGGUUAAUAUCAUGCACUAUGUCGUGCCCUACCUCCGCAACCACAGUGCUCACAACGCCCCCAGCUACCGGGCCUGCAUCCAACUGCUGAGCAGCCUCAGCGGGUACCAGUACACCCGGCGCGCCUGGAAGAAGGAGGCCUUCGACCUCUUCAUGGACCACACCUUCUUCCAGAUGGACUCCUCCUGCGUCAGCCACUGGAGAGCCAUCAUUGACCACCUGAUGACUCAUGACAAGACCACAUUCAGAGACCUCAUGACCCGUGUUGCUGUGGCCCAGAGCAGCUCUCUGAGUCUGUUCACCAACAGAGACGCUGAGCUGGAGCAGAGAGCCAUGCUGCUCAAACGCCUGGCCUUCACCAUCUACAGCAGCGAAGUGGACCAGUACCAGAAAUACCUGCCGGACAUACAAGAGCGUCUGGUGGAGAGCCUGCGUCUGCCUCAGGUGCCCAUCCUCCAUGCUCAGGUGUUCCUGUUCUUCAGAGUGCUGCUGCUGCGCAUGUCCCCUCAACACCUCACCUCACUGUGGCCCACCAUGAUCACUGAGCUGGUUCAGGUGUUUCUUCUGAUGGAGCAGGAGCUCACAGCGGAUGAAGACAUAUCAAGGACGUCAGGGCCUUCCGUGGCCGGGCUGGAGACAACCUAUUCUGGCGGGAACGGCUUCUCCACCUCCUACAACAGCCAGCGCUGGCUCAACCUCUACCUGUCUGCCUGCAAGCUCCUGGACCUGGCUCUGGCCCUGCCUCCUGAGAGCCUGCCUCAGUUCCAGAUGUACCGCUGGGCCUUCAUCCCAGAAGCUUCGGAUGAUUCAGGGUUGGAAGUGAGACGUCAAGGGACCCACCAGAGAGAGUUUAAACCCUACGUGGUCCGACUGGCCAAGCUGCUGAGGAAACGAGCCAAGAAAAACCCAGAAGAGGACUGCUCCACCAGAACGCUCUCCUGGGAGCCGGGCCACCUGACGCUGACCCUGUACGUGAUACGCAGCAUGGAGCAGCUGCUACCCUUCUUCAACCUGCUCAGCCAGGUGUUCAACAGCAAGGCAAGCAGCCGCACAGGCCCUGCCUACACCCGCAACCCCACAGACGCCUCCUUCCCCGGACACAAGGAGGGGCCCAAACUGGAGAGCCAGAAAGUGUUUUGGAGUCGAGCUCGACAGAACAUCGAGGAGAUGGUGGAGAAAGACUUUCUCGAGGGUCUUAUCAAGACGUGAGAACACAGCGAGGGGAGGAAAAGGGCAUUAACACACAACUGAUCAACACUAGUGAUAAACCUCAACUUGUACAUUCAAAAAACAAGGGAAUACAUAUGAGGGAAAAAUAGUUUGUACAUUUUCUUUUGUAUUUAUAAUGAUUAUUUUACUUUUCAAAUGCUAUUGUAUUUAAUUUUAAUUAUUUGUAAAUAAGAAGCAGCUUUGAUGACUGAAUUUUAACAUGUCAUGUGAGUCCUUUUGGACUAAGUGAAGAUGCCGUGCCAUUCCAUAUCGAUGUGACUUAAUAAAGAUUUCUAACAGGA
Molecule: messenger RNA, 8203 nt
Organism: Eleginops maclovinus (Patagonian blennie)
Lineage: Eukaryota; Metazoa; Chordata; Actinopteri; Perciformes; Eleginopidae
Gene: dop1a
Product: DOP1 leucine zipper like protein A
Biological process (GO): Golgi to endosome transport
Cellular component (GO): trans-Golgi network; endosome
Source: RefSeq, a predicted model, not a curated record